This is a messenger RNA of Miniopterus natalensis, 945 nucleotides long. RefSeq names its product olfactory receptor 11H7-like. The record is from RefSeq and is a predicted model, not a curated record. Gene Ontology annotation, molecular function: G protein-coupled receptor activity; olfactory receptor activity. Gene Ontology annotation, biological process: G protein-coupled receptor signaling pathway. Lineage: Eukaryota; Metazoa; Chordata; Mammalia; Chiroptera; Miniopteridae. Gene Ontology annotation, cellular component: membrane.
ACAAUGAAUAAGUCAGGAAUGUCUACUGUGACACAGUUUGUCUUGAUGGGCUUUCCUGGUCCCUGGAAAAUGCAAAUCCUCCUUUCAAUGAUUUUGUUCACCUACGUCUUGACUCUGACUGGGAAUAUGGCCAUCAUUUGUGCAGUGAGGUGGAACAACAGACUCCAUACCCCUAUGUACAUUCUCCUGGCUAACUUCUCCUUCCUAGAGAUUUGGUAUGUCACCUGCACAGUCCCCAACAUGCUGGUCAAUUUUCUUUCCAAAACCAAGACCAUAUCCUUCUCUGGUUGCUUCAUUCAAUUCUUUUUCUUUUUUUCCCUGGGCACAACUGAAUGCCUCUUCCUCUGUGUCAUGGCUUAUGAUCGAUACCUGGCCAUCUGCCAUCCAUUGCACUAUUCCUCCAUCAUGACUGGACAGCUCUGUGCCAUCCUGGUGUCUUUUUGUUGGUUCGUUGGUUUCCUUGGACAUUCAAUUCCCAUUAUCUUCAUUUCUCAACUACCUUUUUGUGGUCCCAACAUCAUUGACCACUUUCUCUGUGAUGUAGGCCCACUGAUAGCAUUAUCCUGUACCCUUAGACCCAUCAUAGAGCAUGUAUUCCAUUCUGUGAGCUCUCUUAUCAUCAUUUUCACCAUGUUGUACAUCCUAGGAUCAUACAUCCUGGUGCUCAGAGCUGUGAUUCGGAUUCCUUCGUCAGCUGGGCAGCAAAAGGCCUUCUCUACCUGUGGAUCCCACUUAGUUGUGGUUUCUCUGUUCUACGGAACCAUAAUGGUGAUGUAUGUAAGUCCCACAUCUGGCAACUCAGUUACUAUGCAUAAGAUCAUCACACUGAUAUACUCUGUAGUGACACCACUCCUAAACCCUCUCAUCUACAGCCUACGUAACAGGGACAUGAAAUUCGCCCUCCGUCAGGUCCUUUGUGGAAUGAGAAUUUUCCAAACUUCAUGA